UUUUCCUUCUUAGCGUUUAGGGCAGAAAAACACUCAAUUUGCCUGUUUUUAAUCGAUAACGGGACCGACUUGACUAAGAAGAUACGUGUUUAAUACGAAAGUGGACAUUUGUGGAAGUAUUUCGUCGCUGUCUGCUUUUUUAGUGACAUCCGGGAGCAGAAAAGAGACCCCGACAGCUGGUUUGCGGAUUCUCCCUCUAUUUGCUCUUGAAGUUGUGGGAGCCAGCUGAGAUGAGCGGUCCAGAGGUGGCCAAGACACCGGGAGGCGGGGCUCCGGGGAAGGAGGGGAAGGAGCCAGUGGCCAAUGGGCACGCUGGAGAAGGCAACGACGCCAACCCAUUCGCUGAGUACAUGUGGAUGGAGAACGAGGAGGAGUAUAACAGACAGGUGGAAGAGGAGCUGUUGGAGCAGGAGUUCUUGGAACGCUGCUUCCAAGAGAUGCUAGAGGAGGAGGACCAGGACUGGUUCAUCCCAUCACGUGACCUCAACAACCAGGGGGUGGGGCAGCUGCAGCAGCAGCUCAACGGCCUGUCGGUCAGCGACCACCACAGCAACCUGGAGGAGGUGGCGAGGAAGAGCGUCUUGAAUCCCGAAGCAAAGGAAUUCAUCCCGGGGAAGAAAUACUAGGAGUCCCCCUCACCCCCGUGGAGCCUUCGUGCACGCACACACAAACACACACCAGUCUUCACAUCUUCUCAGAGACUCUGGCGGCCAUGACCGCACACACACUGAUAUGACACACAAAUAAAACACACACAGACACACUUGAAGUCAACGGCGUGCUGGCAGGCCCAGUCGGGGGGUGGGGGGAUUUCUUUUUCUUUCUCUCUUCUUUUUGUUUCUUUACUCUUUUUAUUUCCUGUUUGUUUCUUGUAAACUGAGGGACAUUGGGAACAGGGGUGGGGGAGGGGUGUAAUACCAGCAUCGUCCUGCAGAGGGCGCUAGCUCAUCAUUGCAUUUCAGAUGACUUUGUUGAUGUUGACAGAGCGCACAGAUCUCACCGCUGUCCCCUUAGACCUGAGGCAGCUACCAAGGAGAGAUGCCAGGGGGAAGAAAAUCCUCAAAGUCAUGCUUGAAAAUUUACAUCAGAUACUUAAUUUGUGGGCUAUCAAAGCUGAAAAGCAUUGCCACAGGGUUGAUGGAUUCCAUUACAGUGAGGUUAGAGAGUGACUAUAAUUACAGGGGGACUCGGUAGGUUUCUGUGGCUGCUCUGAAAACACAUCUCCGUCAGUCAAACCCAGGUUGCGGGUUCUUAUUUGUAUCUGCAGCAGCUUCGUUUCAAACCAAAUACAAGCCCACAGUAUCUCCACACUUGUUUUGAACAGACAGGUAUAAGUCAUGGAAGAUAUUAAUUUCCCCAUGUCCAGGUUUCUUUAUGUCCAGUUUAAAGAAAGGGUGUCAGAUUCCCAUGUUAUGCUUUAUUAUAUGAGCAGGAAAACCAUAUUCUCGGAGCGAAGGGCAGAGCUUUUUCACAGUUUUUGUCUUUUUGUUCACAGCUUCAUUUGUUUGAGGUUCACUUUGGAUUUAUGAAGCGUAGUGAGCAACUUUGUUACAGGGCAGUAUUCAGUCUGGAACUCAGCUGCUGUCUCCUUCUGCCGAGACAACUUGGUUUGUCCAGCAUCAGAUCAAGUGUCCAUAUCUGAAUCAGGUUUUCAAGUAGCCUCUCCUCCUCUAUUCUUUAUUUCUUCAUGUGUUUUUGAGGAUGAGGCGUUUUGUGUCUCUGCUGGGUAUAGUAGCCACUGGUGUCCAUUCAGCUGUUUGUAGUAGGAAAUGCGAGGAGACGGUACUUUCACAGUCAGAUUAAAGCUCUAAAUGACCCAUCUGGCUGACGCUAUUGGCUCCUCGCUCUUCUCCCCAUCUGAAAACGUAGGUUGACUUCUCACAUGGAGUUUUUUUUUUUUUUUUUACUUUUUAACCAUCGAUCUCCGUUGUAGUCUGAUUUUUCAAAAAAAAGCAUAUAUAAUUUCCGGUAAUUUGUGAGCACAUAUGAUAUAGCUAUAAAUGUGAUGGUGCUUUUCAUGAAAUCUCAUAAACAAUAACGAAGAAAUGAGUUGACUUUGAGGUUUUCUUCACAUAAAAUCAACAGGAGAAUUGUUACAAAGAGGGAAAAACCUUGAUGUUUUUAAUUUUCACUUUAUCAUGAAAAAUAGAUCAUGUUUCCUUUUGUGGUGGUAACACUAGCCAUAAUUUCUUAAAGCAUUUCACUGCUAAAAGUGUUAUGUGGACACUUGUACUUGCUUUCAUUUAGAAAUAAUCACCUGAUGAGAGUACUUUAUCCAUCCGUGCAGCUUUGACUCUAUCAGUAGUACUACAGUGUAAGUAAAGACUCGGACCUUCCUCACAGGGGAA
Messenger RNA from Sphaeramia orbicularis (orbiculate cardinalfish), 2348 nucleotides. RefSeq names its product poly(A) binding protein interacting protein 2B (gene paip2b). The transcript has 4 exons. The coding region runs from base 231 to 626 and encodes 131 amino acids. The record is from RefSeq and is a predicted model, not a curated record. Gene Ontology annotation, cellular component: cytoplasm. NCBI's taxonomy places the organism in Eukaryota, Metazoa, Chordata, Actinopteri, Kurtiformes, Apogonidae. Gene Ontology annotation, biological process: negative regulation of translational initiation. Gene Ontology annotation, molecular function: mRNA regulatory element binding translation repressor activity.